Messenger RNA from Hypomesus transpacificus, 2033 nucleotides. RefSeq names its product zinc finger protein OZF-like. Gene Ontology annotation, molecular function: DNA-binding transcription factor activity, RNA polymerase II-specific; RNA polymerase II cis-regulatory region sequence-specific DNA binding. Bases 90 to 1511 code for a protein of 473 amino acids. NCBI's taxonomy places the organism in Eukaryota, Metazoa, Chordata, Actinopteri, Osmeriformes, Osmeridae. The transcript is spliced from 2 exons. Gene Ontology annotation, biological process: regulation of transcription by RNA polymerase II. The record is from RefSeq and is a predicted model, not a curated record.
ACAUCCGGCUAGAAAGAACGCGCCUCAAAGAGAAAUGAAACUACCUCGAGUUACAGUUUCAUAAACUUUGCAGGUUUUUCAGCACCAGAAUGUCUAAACUAGAUGUGUUCAGGGAUUUUAUCACUCAGCAAUUAACAACGGCAGCUUUGGAGAUAUUUGCAGCCGCUGAAAAAUCGUUUUCCGAGUUCGAAGAGGAGAUUUCUCGUUCUAAGGAUGAGAGCGCACGACUGCAACGGUUGUUGGACAUUAUUACUCAUCCUGAAAUCAAACUUCACCGAACAGAUGUGCAGCAGUUCUCUCUCCCGGAGCCCCCACAGAUUAAAGAGGAACAGGAGCUCUGGACCAAUCAGGAGGAAGAGCAGCUCCAAGGACUGCAGUCUGAAACUACACACUCCACGUUCACUUCUACCAGUGUGAAACACGACUGGGUUAAUGAGGACUUUUCUGAAUGUUCACAUCUUGACCAAACUGUUAAAGUAGAGAACAGAGAAGGAGACUCUCUUCCCACCAACACAAUUGAGGAGCAAAUCAAAGCCGAGCCUGAUGGACAAGACUAUGCAGCACCAGAACCAGGCAGUGACUCUCACCCCCUCUCUGUUGGAGCUCCAGACUGUCCUACAGUUCAGAGUUUGGAGGAAGAACAUAAAGGAGUGCUGCUUCUUCUGAACAGAACACAAGACAGUGAGGCUCUGCCAAGAGAACAUAUGCCACAGAAACAUCACACAGGAAAAACAGUACAUCAGUGUCAACAAUGUAACAAAACCUUUGGUGGAAAAGGUGCUUUGGUUUUUCAUAUGAGGAAACACACAGUAAAUACAUCUUAUCAAUUUCUACAAUGUAACAAACGAUUUGCUGAAAGUGGUUCUCUGUUGAAACACAUGAUGACACACACAGGAGAGAAACCCUUUCAAUGUCAGGAAUGUAACAAACUAUUUGCUAGAAGAUAUACUCUGGUUGAACACAUGAGGACACACACAGGAGAGAAAUCUUAUCAAUGUCAACAAUGUAACAAACGGUUUAGUAAGAGUUGUAACAUGGUUAAGCACAUGAGAACACACACAGGAGAAAAACCAUAUCAAUGUCAGGAGUGUGGCAAAUGCUUUGUUAAAAGUGAUUCUCUGUUAAAACACACAAGGAUACACACAGGAGAGAAACCUUUCCAAUGUCAGGAAUGUAACAAACUAUUUGCUAGAAGAUAUACUCUGGUUGAACACAUGAAAACACACACAGGAGAGAAACCAUAUAAAUGUCAGGAGUGUAGCCAACUCUUUGCUCAUAGAAGUUCUCUGUUAAUACACAUAAGAACACACACAGGAGACAAACCAUAUCCAUGUCAGGAAUGUAACAAAGUGUUUGCUCUGAGGAGCAAUCUGGUUCUGCACAUGAGGACACACACAGGAGAGAAACCUUAUCAAUGUAAGGAGUGCAGCAAAUUCUUUGCUCGAAGUAGUUCUCUGUAUAAUCACACGAGGACACACAGGAAAGAAACCACAUCAGUAACAACAAUGUAAUAGAUCUUUUGCUGGGAGGCUGAGGCCUAUAUGAAGCAAAUACAAAAUACCUGGGAUAUCUUUUAGUUACCUGGCUUUACUAAGCCUAACCAGGGGUUUUUCCUAGCUCAGAAUGGGCCUUUGAUGGAUGACUAUGCACGUCAGUAACCAUGAUCGGUCUGUGUUCAGUAAAACAAACUAGAGAGGGUAAACUAGAGAGAGUACAAUUUCUGAAGAAAUUGUGAGGUGUGCUUGCGUCGGUUGCAGAUCGGUCAAUUUGUACUUACAUAUUACAACUGAUAUUUGUGUAUAUUUUAAAUAAGUAUCCAUAGUUAUUAUGUAUGAAGAUUGCAUAGAUUUUAAAGCAUUUCGUGCUGCUCACACUACUAAAUACUAAGAGUGUGUAGAAUGUGAAAAGUGAAGUGAAGAAUAAAACAGAUUUCUCUUCUCAUUUCCCUUAGCCUACUUCCUCUUGCACUAUGUGGCAGCCUCACAUCAUUGAAACAGUUGCAUAAAAACAAAGAAAUUGGGCAGUUGUGUGUA